AUGCUGCGCUCUAUAAUCUCAUGCCUGUGGGCUUUCCUUUUCCUGGCCGCCGUGGCCAAUGCCCAAUUUCAAUUCUUCGAACAAAUGUUCGGAGGCGGCCAGCAGCACCCAGGCCAGCGACAGGGCUCACAGAACGUCCCAAGUGAUAGCAGCCGCUAUCAGCAGAUGUGGGCUCAAGCUCACUGCAGCAACUACCUUUGCCCCGGCACACUCGCAUGUGUGUCCGUUCCCCACCACUGCCCAUGCGCUCACCCCGAUGUUGAAGAGAAGGUCGAGCUAGGUGAAGGCAGUGCAAUCUGCGUGUCCAAAGGUGGAUUCAAGGCUGGCGAGGCGUCCCGAAAGAUCGAGCUGGCUCGCAAGGGUCUCUUGUGA
Penicillium diatomitis is the source of this 372-nucleotide messenger RNA. RefSeq names its product protein lcl2 (gene lcl2). Lineage: Eukaryota; Fungi; Ascomycota; Eurotiomycetes; Eurotiales; Aspergillaceae. The coding region runs from base 1 to 372 and encodes 123 amino acids. The transcript is spliced from 2 exons. The record is from RefSeq and is a predicted model, not a curated record.